Molecule: messenger RNA, 2058 nt
Organism: Anthostomella pinea
Lineage: Eukaryota; Fungi; Ascomycota; Sordariomycetes; Xylariales; Xylariaceae
Source: the annotation of a GenBank genome assembly
AUGGCCAUAGGCGAGCAGGCCAGCUUCUGGCCAACUGAGGGCCUGCUCUUCAAAGAGGGCUCCAAGCGUUACUGCACCGUCAUAUCGCCCAUCCAUUGGCAGCUCCGGUCUUUGAUCAGCGCCGAGCGCCAGGACGUCAUCUACUUUCCCACCGGCAUCAACAACACCCAUAUCACACGCCUCAACACCACCACGCGCGAAUACGAAACCAUUAAAGUCCUCAGCUUCCACCCUAGGUGUCUGGUGGCCAGGGGCGGCUGGGUUUGCUGCGGUGGCGAGAAUGGAGAGUUUACUAUCAUCCGCGACACCGGCCAGAGCAACGACACAUCCGCUGCCGAUGCGAUCAACAACGAAAUCCGCUCAAACCUUAACUCAUUUGAGGCCUCCAACAUGGCCGAGGCUUCCAUGACCCAACUACACCGGGACAUGCUCAAUAUUGUGGAACGAAUCAACGGUUCAAAUAAGCCUUGGUCCGCUUCCAACCACAAGAUUGGCAGCGAGCGAGUCAACUGCAUCACCAUUUGGCAACCCGCGAAACUCCCUUUCGAUGCGCCCAGGACCAACCAGUAUGCCUUCCCGGUCGGCGUCCUCGCCAAUAACGAUAAGACUGUGACCAUCGUGAACCUGGACGAUGGCGAGCCUGUCGACGAGCUGGAGUACCCCGACUGCGUUAACCGCGGUGUUAUUUCUCCCGAUGGAACUCUCCUGGUUGCCAUCUGCGACGAUCCUUUCCUCUAUGUACACGUGCAAUGCUCACUCGCCACGGGGAAGCGAGGAGAGUACUGGGAUUGGCUACCCUUGCCAAGAAUACGACUCAGAGGCCAGUGGAACCGAGAUACUUCAGAUUGCCGAGGGAGCUUCGCCGCCUGCUUUUCUCCUUCUGGAAGGUACUUGGCUGUUGGGACACAGUACGGCACUAUAUCUAUAUUUGACGUGCCUGCUCUUGCGAAUCCCAAUGCCGAUCCCUUGGUCACUUAUUUCAACUCUGCACGAUCCCCUGGUGACGACGGUGCUGUCAGGGACAUGGCUUUUUCGCCGGGCCCGUACGACCUUCUGGCCUGGACCGAGCACCGAGGACAUAUCGGUAUUGCAGACGCACGAUCCGGCUUUAUAAAGCGACAGAUCAUCAAGAUAGAUGACCACGAUGGCUACGACCACGUAACCAUUGCUGAUCGGAGUACCAUCGAUCCACGUCUGCUGGAUCCCCGCAGCGAGCGUAACAACGCGAGCAGCUCGUCUUCCUUGCCCAGCCUCUUGAGUCAGUCAACGUCGGGCCGGCCGCUCCCGAACCCUGAAAGUUCGGAGACGUCGAGAGUGAAUCUCCCCUUCACCGCCGAGGAGACUGCAAUACUGGAAGCCGUACAAAGCGAUCGUCGACGUCGAGAGGCCCGGGAGCAGAGAGAGCGUGAGCAACAGCAGGCCGCUAGAGGAAGUGCAUGGAGAUCAUCAGUUUGGGCCGAUCGUCGUGAUACGCUGACACGGAUUCUCGAGCGCGAACGGGCUCGGGAGAACCGUGAUCACCAUCGCUCGGCAACUACUCAGACGCCUCCCGAACAGGACCGCGAGAGGCGGGCUCCCACGCCGCGGAGAAGAAGCUCAAUAAUGCAGGCAUUAACGCAGACCGUUGCAUCACAAGGCGCGGGCGGUAAUAAUGAGAGUUCCAGCACCUCGCGAGGCUCAUCUUCGCCGUGGCUGGCGGGUCGGCUCACGUCCGGAUGGGCUGAUCUGGAGGCAUUGUACAACAUGGGUGGUGGGGACGGGGGUGGGACUGGGACUGGGACUGGGACUGGGGCACACGACGCACCUCGUACCGAGUCCAGCCGGGUUCGCCGUGCUAUACCGGUAAUCAGUGACGUCUGGAGCGACGACAUAUCCGGGUUCCGUCGAACGUACGGGCGAGCAAAUAGUCGCGAGCAUCAGCAACACUCCGACGACACUGCUGGCCUGACUUGGAGCGAGGACGGGCGGACACUGUACGUUGGCGCCGAAGAUGGUAUAUACGAGUUUCACGUCAACCAACAAGAUAGGAAAAUCUUCUCGGACCUCACCCUUCGUUGA